ACCUGCACAAAAGCAGCAUUUACCUGAACCAACCAAGGUGCCUGUAAAGAAACAAAAGGUAGAGAAAUCAACCAAAGAAAAUCCACUGCAGAAGGCAUCUUUUAUCAAGAAGCCUUCACAACAAGAUUCGUCAACAUUGAAGUUCUCAAGCCAUACAAUCAUAUUAUUUGAUGAUGUCGAUACCAUCUUUGAGCAAGACGAUGGCUUCUGGAGUGCUGUGGAGUCUGUUCUGAUGACUACCAAAAAGCCUGUGAUCUUCACAGCCACCAGGAAUCUUCCGCAGAUAAGGACGAAGCUUCCCAGCAGUUGUCCACUGGCUGAAUUUGCCCAUCCAAUACCAGAAGAAGUUUCUAAACUGGCUAUGCACAUCUUCAAAGCUGAAGCUCUGAGUUUGCCAUUUAAUGAAAACGUUAGUUUCUUGCUGCAGUAUUACCAUUGUGAUGUGAGGAAAUGUGUACUACAGCUGCAACUUGAUACUGCAUUGCAUAUGCUGGGGCAACAUGCCAAGCAUGCCUUCCGUGCUGAGGCUGUGCCAGUUGGAGAAGACCUCAACGAGCUGCUUCACUCGAAGGCACUGGAUACACGCGUAAUCACUCAGCGCAGGUUUGAAGAUCUGGGUUUGGACAUAACUCACCUCUGUUUGACCGAUGUGCUUCCACUGUCUACUGUUCCUGCAGCAGUGCUACAAGAAGUGGAUUCUGAUGAUGAUCUGAACGCAAUGGAAAGCGGCAAUGCUUUAGACUCUAGCUGGCUUUCUGAUGAAGGAAGCAGUGAUGCCCGCCAGUGCAAGCCUUUAGCAGACAUUGGCAUCAAGAGGGAAGUCCAUCCGCAAGCCUCCCUAAUUAGACAAUGUCUUUACGAGCUUGCUGGCAUGUUUGAUGGCUUUAGCACUGUUGACUGCCUCUCUGGUUGCCUUGACAGAUGUGCCUACAAUAGUUCAUGCGUGCUACCUUUUGACAGUGUAGAAGCAUGGCGAAAUGGCAAAACACUGGCACCAUCCGUAGAUGUAGGAGACCUCCCUAUGCCUUCCGCUGUGACUGAUGCCCUAGCUUAUAUAAAAAUGGGCUCUGUGAAACUGGCAACUUCCAGACUUGAGACUAGUCUCAGUGGUACAGUGUGUUGUGUACCUGAGCUGAGCAUGGUCGUUUCCCCCUCUAUUCCAAAUCUGUGCAACAUUUAUGAGAUAGCAGAGAAAAACAGGUUUUGGCGCAAAUGUUGCCAGCAGAUCACAGACUCUGGGAUUCCUCUGAGUGUAGUGUUGAACAAACGUGCAGUGUUGGAUUACAUAGGUGCCCUGCAAGUAAUCUGCAAGUGUGAGAAGCAGCGUAGAAAACUUAAGGCGAAACGAGCUCAGAGGUUCCUGCAUUAUCUCAAUUCUUCGGGAAUAUUCUUGCAGAGUCACUUAAUUGCGGCCCUGUGCAAGGGUUUCCACCCGUAGUACUUUGUAAAGAUGCUUCAUUUAUUUGCCACCACCCCUUUAGUUGGUAAAAACAUGCAGGUUGUGGCUUUAAUCACAGGACGAUAACUGCAUGCUGUUAUACAUAGGUUGACAGAGCCUUGCUUAUGGCAGGACUUAUUUACACUGUUAAAAUAAAUGCACCAUGCAGUGUCCAGCCUAAAUUUUUAUUGCAGUGCUGCAUCAUAUGGCAGCCACCACGGUUUAGCUGUAGUCUAGACAGACUGAU
Messenger RNA from Rhipicephalus sanguineus (brown dog tick), 1685 nucleotides. RefSeq lists its product as uncharacterized. Bases 233 to 1438 code for a protein of 401 amino acids. The transcript has 2 exons. NCBI's taxonomy places the organism in Eukaryota, Metazoa, Arthropoda, Arachnida, Ixodida, Ixodidae. The record is from RefSeq and is a predicted model, not a curated record.